This is a messenger RNA of Pelagomonas calceolata, 1356 nucleotides long. The record is from the annotation of a GenBank genome assembly. Lineage: Eukaryota; Pelagophyceae; Pelagomonadales; Pelagomonadaceae.
AUGGCCCGCGGCGACCCGCCCGCCGUGCCCGUCCGGGGCGUGCCGCAGGUCUCGUCCAAGCCACUGCGGAAGACGCGCAUCCAGCCGGCGACGCGGCGGCGGGCGUCCGGGGAGGAGCUGGACGCCGCCUCCGCCGGGCGCGCGCCGCCGCCGCCGGACCGGCGGCAGCUUUGCGAAGGCAUGCUGCGCGGGGGCUUCGUGCAGUCGUUCGUGGACUUCUUCUACCUGACGCACCGGCCGGAUCCGGAGAACGAAGGGAGGGACGUCCAGGUGCCCGCCCGGGAGGCCCAAUACCUGCGCGAGAACCUGGAGCGCGCCGAGGCGGCGCGGCGCCGCGGCGACACGGGCGCGGUGUACGCGGCCUACGCGAACGUCGCCAAGUACUACGAGAGCCGCGCGGGCGACGCCGCCACGGGCGUCUACUUCUACGAAAAGUGCCUCGAGGUGGCGCGCCUCACGGGCGACCACCGGGGCGAGAUGGCCGCGCACCACGACCUGGGCCUCGCGCGCAUGGCCGCGGGCGAGGCCGAGGCGGCGGCGCGGCACCACGAGCGCCACCUGGCCAUGGCCCGGGCACUGGACGACGCGCGCGAGGCGCGCCUGGCGUCGCGCGAGCUCGCGGGCGUCUACACGGCGCGGGCCGAGGCGCUCGAGGCCGCGGGCGCGCCCGCGGUCGACGCGCGCCGCGCCGCGCUCGCCGCCGCGCGCGACGCCGGCGACGCCGGGCGCGAGGCCGCCGCGGGCCUCGCCUUCGGCCGGGCCCAGGUCGCGUCCGGAGAGCCGGAGGCGGCCGUCGCGACGCUCGAGCAGGCCGAGGCGCUCCUCCGCAAGCUCGGGGACGUCAAGGGCGAGGGCCGCGCGGCCGCCGCGCUGGCGGCCGCGUGGCGCGACCAGGGCGACGACACCGCGGCCGCCGCGUACCUCGAGCGCUGCCUCGCGUCCGCAGCCGCGUCGAGCGACCUCGCCGCGGAGGCGCAGGCGUGCCGCGCGCUCGGCGCGCUCGAGGCGGCGGCGGGCGACGGCGACCGGGCGGUCGAGCUCCUGGAGAAGAACUUCGACAUUUCCCGGAAGCUGCUCGCCACGGGAGACGCCGACGUCUCCACCGCGGACCGCGCACGGGCCUACCUCGGCGUCGUGCGCGGCAACGUCCGGCUCGGGGCCUUGGUGGGGGCGGUCGGCGGCGACGUCGCGGCGCUGCUCGGCUGGAAGUGCGCGCGGACCCCCCUGUGAGCUCCUAAUGUUCCCUCGGUCGGCGGAUGGCCGGCAGACUGGGUCGAAGCUAGGUUGGCAUUAACCCCAGGGGUUAUUAACCCCAAUCGUGGUCCGGGGUCAGUAACCCGGGUAAUUACCCGUUAG